AUGUCCGACGUAUACGAGAGUCUUCUGCCAAAGCUAGUUGCAAUCCUCGAGGCCACGCAGCAGGCUGCAGUGGGUGCACCUACGCAGCAGGGAAAGCAAGCGUUGGUACAUGCGACAAACGAUUUCAAAGACACUCUCAAACAGGCGAAGGAACUGGCGAGUACACUCCCUGGAGGCGAAUUGUCGGUGGAAGAACAGGACGAAGUGAUUGCGAUGCUUGAGAGGCUGAAAGAAAGGAAACAGCAACAACUGGCGAAGUUCUCCGCAGACGUAGAUGCCAUUUCCACGACCACGACGCAGCUGAGGAUGGAAGUUGAUUCCACUGCAUCUACUCCUGCUAUGUGA
Messenger RNA from Fomitopsis serialis, 345 nucleotides. RefSeq lists its product as uncharacterized. Lineage: Eukaryota; Fungi; Basidiomycota; Agaricomycetes; Polyporales; Fomitopsidaceae. Gene Ontology annotation, cellular component: mediator complex. The transcript is spliced from 3 exons. Gene Ontology annotation, molecular function: transcription coregulator activity. The coding region runs from base 1 to 345 and encodes 114 amino acids. Gene Ontology annotation, biological process: regulation of transcription by RNA polymerase II. The record is from RefSeq and is a predicted model, not a curated record.